Molecule: messenger RNA, 691 nt
Organism: Cyphomyrmex costatus
Lineage: Eukaryota; Metazoa; Arthropoda; Insecta; Hymenoptera; Formicidae
Product: tetra-peptide repeat homeobox protein 1
Exons: 2
Coding region: 38-520 (160 amino acids)
Source: RefSeq, a predicted model, not a curated record
CCUAAUAUUGUACCUAUCAAUUAUUCUUGUUUCCGUUAUGUGCGCCUUGGUCGCGAUUUUUUUCGUAGCGGCUCUGUCGAUAGCAGCCGCGGCACCAUCAGGCUACUUAGGUCAUGGUGUCGCGUUAGCUGGACCGAUUCUAGGACCUGCGGCUCUUGCAGGUCCUAUCAAUGGACCGUCCGCUCUCGCUGGUCCAGUGGUUGGACCUGCGCGCAUAUCCGGAGCGGUUGAUGGUGGUGCUAUCGUUACUGGUGCUGUAGCUGGACCAUCGGUCGUUUCAGAUAGCAUCUCUGGACAAGCCGCGAUUGUCGGCCCAGCUCUUGGCCAUGCGGCACCAGUCUUGGGAUGGCCAGCUUAUGGUUCAUAUGGACCAGUACUUGCUGGUCCUGCUGUAGGUCCAGCGGCUCUUGCUGGACCUAUCGCAGCUCCAGCUCUAAUUACUGGUCCAUCCGGUAGCAUCUCUUUUGGACAUAGUGGAUUAGGUAAUAUUAUUCGUGGAUAUUCACCUGGACACUGGUAAUUCACGUCAUUUGGCAACACGAACUAAGGACCUCCGCAACUGAUCUCUUAGAUGCACAAUCUCAAUCACGAUCUUCGUCAUUCGGCAUAUUACACGUAUUUCUUACAUGUGUACAUAAUAAAGUUUCGCAUAUAUAACAUUAUAUAUAAUAAUAAUAAAUGCAUGGCACUU